Molecule: messenger RNA, 1200 nt
Organism: Rattus norvegicus (Norway rat)
Lineage: Eukaryota; Metazoa; Chordata; Mammalia; Rodentia; Muridae
Source: RefSeq, a predicted model, not a curated record
CUUCUAGUCUUUACUUUUACAGUGCAUUCGGUAUGUUAAAUUGAUAUUAUAACACCACCAGGAGUCAUGGAGGGUAUAACUUUUCUGAAUUAAACAGGGCAUCAAUGUACUUCACUUUCAUUGCUUCUUUCAAUUCAGUGACUAUCUGACAGUAGUAAGAGGGAGAGAACUGUGCUCCUGGCCAUGACCUUAUAUUCUUAGAACUCCUCUGACUACCUCUGGCUGACGGGGCCAAUCUUACCUUCAUAUAUUAGAGGUUCUGUGUGGCAGAUAUUUUUCUACAGUAGCCAAACUAUAUGGAGCAGGUAGAGAAAGAGCCUGUAACCUAUUGGCACUUCUGGGGCAUUUGUCAUUUCAGUAGGGGGAAUUAAUAAGUCUGUUGACCAUGUCCUCCCCCUACAUGACUUUUUAAUGCAAAGUUAUUGGACUAGAGUAACAGUGUAGGAUAUCUGAGUUUCCCUGAUCAAUCAAGUCAUUGUGGAUGCUGAAUUGAUGAUCUGACUUCUGAAACCAGAGGGGUGAGGGUCCUGAAACCAGGUUGUAGCCUGCGUACCUGAUAAUAAUCCUGGAGAAGGCAUCUCUCUGGUACUUGUAAGCCUGUGUGGGCGGGCAUAGGGAACACCUGGCUGCUUACAUCUCUUGGUCUCUAUAUAGUAGUGGGGGGACUGUGAUCCACUUAGGAUGCCUCUUACACAGACCAAACUUCUUGCAGUGACACUGGCUUCCAAGCAUGUUCUCCUGUUUAGACCUCACUGUGGUCUGUGUAUGCUCUAUGCAUUCACCCCAUGCGGGUUCACUUGUGUUCUUCUACCUACAGAGGCCUGCAGACAGACGUCAUCCCCUGAAAAUAUCCUAAACAAGGUGCAGGACAACGAGGAAGAGGAGAGGCUGAAUAGAGAACUGGAGCUAACUACCAAGGAGAGAAAUGAGCUGAUAGAUCGCCUCCUUUAUGUGACAGGUGGAUCCAUGAACAAGAGCCCCUACUUCAGGCCAAAUCCAUUUUAUGAAAACUUGAAGAUAAAGGAGAAAGAGGUCAUGUCAUUACUGCACAACUUAGACACAAAGAACAUUGAACAUCGUGAGAAAUUUCAGGAGCUCAAGAAGGAGAUUAACUUCUAUCGGUAAGUACUGGUCAGGAGGGCCCCUCACUUGUGGAAUGGCCAUUGCUGCCUCUCUUUGUUCUGGACUGGAGAGCCUGCA